AUGAGUGAGGAGAAGAAGACGGAAGGUGGCUUGACGAAGAGGUUCGAUGGAGAUGGAUCGAACCCGGCCAAGGACUACGAGAGAUGGCGAAGAUGGUGCAGGGCAUACCUCACUGUUCAGAGGGCGAAGGGAGUCGGACCUGAGGCCCAUGGAUCCUUGGUGUUCUCGCUUUUGGACGGCACUGCACUUCGAGCACUAGACCAGGUACCUAUGGACCGAGUGGAGGAGAUCGGGGGCGAGGAGGUGAUCUUUCAGAUCCUGGAUGACCGCUUCCCGGCUGAAGCCACUCACGACCGACUGGGGAGUGUGCUCGACCAGGUCUUCGACCUCAAGGUGGAGAAGGGGGGAGACUACGGCGGUGUUCACGGGCAAGGAUACCUGCUGUUGCGGUUUGCCAAGCUGAGUGCUGAGCGGAAAGCCGUGGUGAUGGCAGCGGCGAGACAGAGCUAUGCAGAGAAGGAUGUGGCUGCAGCACUCAGAACUACCUUCCCCGAAGGGCUCUACUCAGCGGCGAGGCAGAGUUCACAUGCCUACCAGGUGGAGUACGACCAGGGCCAGGCGGAUGACGAUGAGGAGACCAUGGAGGCAGAGUUUGACGUCUACCUCACGGACGCCGGCUAUCAGCCGGAAGAAGAAAUUGAAGAGCAGGACGCAAUCGAUGCUCUCCUGACAUGGAAACAGACUCGCAGCUCAAUUGCCCAGACCAAGUUGUCGAGAGGUUUCGGAAAUCAAGGGCAGUUGAAGAAGUUGGUGAACUAUGUCUUCAUGGUAUGGAGUCAACCAGACACCCCGAAUAUCCGGACAGAGUAUCACUGGACCGUGGAUGAGAAUGAGGAAGGGGAGUUGGAGCAGAACUACAACCCACCGAUCGGCCCUGAGAUGUAUGGACAUGAGAUGCAGGCAUUGGUUGCGGGCUGGAGCCAUGUGCCGGGAGACUUCUGGCACGAGGAGAAGCGCACAAACAAGGACAUCGGUGUGGAGUGGACGGGCCGAACGGUGUUCUACAUGAAGGACCUUCCGUUCACCCCGAUCGACGAGGAGAUCGACAUGUUGGCCCAGGCCUACAAGGACGAGCUGGAUACUGCACAAGAUGAGGCUCUGAAGGAGUCAGGCUCAGAGGAUUCCAUGAUGGAAGAGACGGACGAGGAGGCCGAGUACCUUGAGGGUGAGACGGUCGUGGCCCUCGUGCAUGCGGCGGGCCAUGGAGUGGUUGACACCGGAUGUGGAAGAGGACUCGUGGGAGAGAGAACCCUGCAGCGGCAUGAGAAAGUCCUGAAUGAGCACGGCUAUGAGAUCAAGGAGAUGCUGCAUCAACCCCACAAGUUCAGGUACGGGAACAGCGCUGUGGAUGUCUCGCGCCGGACGGUGCAAAUCCCAGUGUUCCUGGCCGGUGUGCAACUUUGGCUGAGGGUGCACGUGGUGCAGGGAGACGGUCAAGUGACCUUCACCAGGGCUCACCUGGCAGUGCCUUUGCUGGAACAACGAGAUGGAAGCUAUCAAAUCAACCUCCUGGACUUCCAGAAGCCGCCAAAGAUCAAGGACGCAGAAGUGGAGGUCCUAGCAACGGAUCUGGGCGAGGAAGACGAGGAGGAAGGUGGCAUCAACAACGGGGACGAUCCCAUGGGCACGAUCCCGGAGGAAGAGAUGGAAGAGUAUGUUGAGACACCGGAUGACUACGAGGACGGGAAUCCGGAGACCCAGGACCAGGAGGAGCACGAGGUGACUGGGGACCAGGACAACCUGACGGCAAGCGAGCCAGAGGAGGAGUUCUGUGAAGAGGAGACGGGAGACCUGGGAGUCUUCAAGGCAGGGGAGAGAAAGAAAAUCCAAGGAAACCUCACGGAGAUCUUACAGGCCGAGCCGGAGAGACCAUCUGUGGUGGAAGUCUUCUGCCCUGGACGUUUUGCUGAACGGGCCGGGGGCUUCGGACUGAAGGUCAUUGGAAGCUUCGACUUGAGCAGCGGAUGGGACUGGAAGAAGGCCUCCGAUCGCAAGAAGGUGUGGGACCUGAUAGUAGAGGAGGAACCUGACCUGAUGAUUCUCUCUCCACCCUGCGGUCCACUAUCACGGUUGCAGAACUCGACCCCACCAUGGAAAAGGGCUGAUCCGGAGCAGCAUGAACGAGAUGUGAUUGAGGCUCGAGCGAUGGUGGCUUGGUGCACCAGGAUUGCGCGGGACCGAGUGCGCAAGGGGAAAUACUUCAUCUUUGAGUCCUCGGCGACGUGUGCGGCUUGGCGGCUGCCGGCGAUGGGGCAUUUGAUGGACUUCGAUGAGUGUCAGAGGGUCACGGUGCCGGCAUGCUCCGUGGGUCUUCGUGAUCGAGAGUCGAAGCUGCCCUUCAAGAAGUCAUGGAGCUUUCUGACCAACGCCGAAGCCAUCGCUGCCAUGUUGGACAAGCUUGAGUGCUCACAGGACCACGAUCAUCAGGUGGUGGAAG
Messenger RNA from Durusdinium trenchii, 2437 nucleotides. The record is from the annotation of a GenBank genome assembly. Lineage: Eukaryota; Dinophyceae; Suessiales; Symbiodiniaceae.